Molecule: messenger RNA, 948 nt
Organism: Perkinsus marinus ATCC 50983
Lineage: Eukaryota; Perkinsozoa; Perkinsida; Perkinsidae
Product: phosphatidylinositol kinase, putative
Exons: 6
Coding region: 1-948 (315 amino acids)
Biological process (GO): phosphatidylinositol-mediated signaling; phosphatidylinositol phosphate biosynthetic process
Cellular component (GO): membrane; cytoplasm
Molecular function (GO): 1-phosphatidylinositol 4-kinase activity
Source: RefSeq, a predicted model, not a curated record
AUGCAUGGGUUUGGUCCGGCAGCUGGGGGAAAUCUCAACGCAUUUGGCGACCCUCCCUUUUGCUCGACGAAAGGAAGUCCUCGAGUGGCGGCUGAGGAAGGUGAAGUUGUCGACGGGCACUUGGUUGGAUGCUUCCUACUUAGUGAGUGGAGUAGCUCUACGCCCUUCCAUGUAUGCCUGUCGUUGGAGCAGUCUUCCUCUAGCAUUGAAGAGAACACCGGUAUCGCCCUGGAAGUCGACUAUGGUCAAUACGGCGGAACACACAACAGAGAGGAGGAGGAUGACGACGAGCGUUUCGAAGAGGCCUUCUGGAUGGACCAAGGAGGUAUCCCGAUCGGUCCCUUCUGGUGGAGUUGCCUCGCUGGUGGCGAAGGCAGGGGGUAUGUCGAUUCUGCAGGAGCAAUUGGCGCUCUCGAUGAUAUCGUGGAUGAGGAGCUGCUGGCUGGGGUGCCCCCAAGGAAGUUUGGAGAGGUCCUUGGGGGCGGCUUGCCCAACGCUGUCAGCUUGGACUCACUCAAGAAGGCCUAUGGUGACACGUGGGUGUCACUGAGCGCUCAUUUCGAGGACCGAUGGCCCGGGGAGGAGGGGGAGGCCGCCCUUGACAAGUUCUGUAGCUCCAUGGCAGCCUACUCGGUUAUAUGCUACGUCUUAGGAGUGAGGGAUCGACACAAUGCGAAUAUUCUCCUCUGUGACGAUGGUAGCAUCUGCCAUGUUGACUUUGGUUUUUUCCUCACGAACAGCCCUGGCAAUGUAGCCUUUGAGCCCUCAUUGAAGCUCACUGAGGAGUUGGUGGAAACUCUGGGAGGAGAGGACAGUCGACGAUUUGGGGUCUUUAGGAGAAUGGUAGUCCGAGGCUGCAUGGUCUUAAGGAGAGACAUCGAUACACUGAAGAGCAUGAUCGAAGGCAUGCGUAACGGCGAUCAACGCAACCGUAGAUCAUCACAUUGA